Messenger RNA from Thlaspi arvense, 3745 nucleotides. Lineage: Eukaryota; Viridiplantae; Streptophyta; Magnoliopsida; Brassicales; Brassicaceae. The record is from the annotation of a GenBank genome assembly.
GCGGAAUUUGAUCUCUCUCAAACCAGAUGAUCUCCUGCUGCUUUCAUAGAAAUGUUCAGAAAGACUCUAUCUUCAAUCCAACGAAGACACUUCUCUUCGUCUUCUCCUGAAACUCCAUCCCUCUACUCUUUCCUCAAGCCUUCUCUCUUCUCCCACAAGCCGAUCACUCUCACGCCGUCGCUUUCGCCGCCUCAAACCACCAAAACCCUAACCCAAGACCAAAAAUCCUCCAUCGAAUCGACCCUCCACGAUUCCUUAACUUCCCAAAACACAGAUGAAGCAUGGAAGGCCUUUCGAUCUCUCACCGCCGCUUCUUCUCUCCCCGAGAAGCGUCUCGUCAAUUUCCUCAUCACCCAUUUGUCCGUUUCCGGCGAAAGCGGCGAAAACAGCUCGCACAGGCUCAAGCGAGCGUUCGCCUCCGCUGCUUACGUAAUCGAGAAAGAUCCGAUUUUGCUGGAUUUUGAGACCGUUCGUGAGCUUAUGGAAUCCAUGAAACUGGCGAAAGCAGCAGCGCCCGCGUUGGCGUUGGUCAAGUGUAUGUUCGGGAACAGGUACUUUGCUCCGUUUGAUCUCUGGGGGCAUUUGAUUGUCGAUAUCUGCCGCGAAAAUGGCAGCUUGGUCGCGUUUCUUAAGGUGUUUAGAGAAAGCUGUAGAAUCGCAAUCGACGAGAAGCUUGAUUUCAUGAAACCUGAUUUGCUUGCAAGUAACGCGGCUCUUGAAGCGUGUUGCCUGCAGCUGGAAUCUCUAGCUGAUGCUGAAAACGUGAUUGAAUCUAUGGCUGUUUUGGGUGUGAAGCCUGACGAGUCUAGCUUUGGGUUUCUUGCUUAUUUGUAUGCAAGGAAAGGGCUUAAAGACAAGAUAAGCGAGCUUGAGAAUUUGAUGGAUGGCUUUGGGUUUACAAGUAGAAGAAUCCUUUACUCUAAUAUGAUCAGUGGAUAUGUUAAGAUGGGUGAUUUAGAUAGUGUCUCUGAAGUUAUACUGCAUAGUCUUGAAGUAGAUGGAGAAGACUCGAGUUUCGGUGUGGAAACGUACUGUGAAUUGGUGAAAGGGUUUAUCGAGAGCAAAAGCAUAAAGAGUUUAGCAACACUGAUAAACAAAGCUCAGAAAUUGGAGUCUCUGUCCAUUGGCAUUGAUAGAUCAGUUGGGUUUGGAAUCAUAAGUGCUUGUGUCAAUCUUGGAUUCUCGGAUAAAGCACAUAGCAUUCUCGACGAGAUGAUUGCUCAGGGAGAAGGAUCUGUAGGGCUUGGUGUGUAUUUACCAAUCUUGAAAGCAUACAGCAAAGAGUACAAAACAGCUGAAGCUACUCAGCUGGUUACAGAGAUCAGCAACUCUGGUCUUCAACUAGACGUAGAGAUCUACAACGCUCUGAUCGAAGCUUCCAUGACGAACCAGGAUUUCAUAUCUGCGUUUACACUGUUCAGGGACAUGAGAGAGACAAGAGUGGCGGAUUUGAAAGGGAGCUACUUGACGAUCAUGACAGGUCUCCUUGAGAAUCAGAGACCAGAGUUAAUGGCAGCGUUUCUAGACGAAGUUGUCGAAGACCCUCGCGUAGAAGUGAAUUCUCAUGAUUGGAACUCGAUUAUUCACGCCUUUUGUAAGUCCGGACGCUUAGAAGACGCGAGGAGGACGUUCAGGAGGAUGGUUUUCCUCCGGUAUGAGCCGAAUAACCAAACGUACUUAUCACUGAUUAAUGGAUAUGUGAGCGGCGAAAAGUACUUCAACGUACUGCUGUUGUGGAACGAGAUCAAAGGUAAGAUAUCUUCGGUGGAGGCAGAGAAGAGGUCGAAACUAGACCAUGCUCUAGUCGAUGCGUUCUUGUAUGCUUUGGUCAAGGGAGGGUUCUUUGAUGCGGCGAUGCAAGUGGUGGAGAAAUCUAAGGAGAUGAAGAUUUUUGUGGAUAAGUGGAGGUAUAAGCAAGCGUUCAUGGAGACUCACAAGAAGCUAAGAUUGCCCAAGUUGAGGAAGAGGAACUACAAGAAAAUGGAGUCUCUCGUUGCCUUCAAGAACUGGGCUGGUCUCAGCACAUGAAAAAAAAACUGAUACUGUCUCUAGAUGGUGUUGUGACACGUGGCAUUGCUAAUAUGGGGAGCAUUGGAUUAGGAGAAGAAAUUUUAGUUAAAAAAAGAUGGCGCCAAAAGAAGCCAAGGUUUGAUUAAGACGAGCUAAUCCCUAAUUUGUAGGAAUACCUUUGGUUUAAAGAAAUCUGCAGGAAAGAAAAAAAGAGACCAAAUGAAUUAAUUUUUUCAUUUUGUUCAAUCUUUCUCCUUUUUACUCACAAUUUUUUUUCCAAAAGGAUUAUCCUUUGUUGGUGUGUUUUGUUGUUUUAUUGAUUUGUCAUCGUUCCAGGCUCCAGAUUAAAUUUUGCAGUUUUAUGUAUUACAGCCAUGGAAACGAAUCACAAGAACAAGAAGGGACACAAAAAAAAGGCUUUUCAUCUAAAGAAGCAUAAAAAAGCGGAUGAUAGUAGGAGUUUUGAUCCAAGACCAACAAACAGAGAAGGGAACGGUGAGAAACCGGUUCUGUUCCAAUUGGGGAGCAUUGCUAGUUACGUGGUCAGUGAUGUUCGUCUCAAGGAAGAUGAUCCAGAGAUCACCACAAGCAGAUCUGCAUCUCUUUCCUCGUCUUCAUUAUCUCCAUCCUCUUCAGGGAAUACGCUCGAGGUCAAUGCGAAAGAUAGUAGCCGACGUAAGAAGAAGCUCUUAAGCCUUUCUUUAAAGCUAGGCGAGUUACAAGGCUCAUCGGACACACCAGGUUCACAAGUCUCUGGUGUGACUCAGGCUUCAGUGGAGCUUGCGCUUUUGUCGCCUUCUGUUCAAAUGAUGGAUAGAGAAGGAUCUGACAGGCCUCAGAGGAACUCGUUAGCGACCUUGGAGAGGAAUCUGAGCACGCUUUCGAAUGAUUCUCUGUUUAGUCUCAGCAUAGGCGAUAACGCGAUUGGGAGAGAUGAGUUGUUUAGUUACCGUGAUUUCAAGGCUGGAGAGUUUUUGAAAUCAGGUGAGCUGUUAUCGUUCUGCCCUUCUGUUCAUGUUCCGGUUGAUUCUUUUGAUAUGGGAAAGAGCUUUGAUAUGGAGGAGAAAGAGAGUGGGAUACUGCGAAGUGACAGUAGUGAGGAUAAGUCUUCAAACUCGGAUGUAUCGUGGAGGAACAUUGGGGACUGCAAUAACUCAGACGAAGCACCAAGCAGCCCACAUUCAGUUUCAUAUCCAAUUUCUUCGAAGAAAGUACUAGAUGAUGAGAUGACUAGAAGGAGUGAAGAGCAGAAACUGCAAAAGGCAGAGUCUAAAACAUCUCAUAAAUGGUUUUGUUGUUUUCCUUCUUGUUAACUUUUAGAUUAGAUGAUUCUUACCCAACUCUCUGUCUUUUUUGUUUCUUUAGCUGAAGGGAUAAAUACAAUUAGAUUUUACAAUUAUAAAAGGUUUCUUGCCUUUUGGGAAUAGUUACCAAAAAAGAAGAAGGUGAACAACAAUUUGGUUUUCUGUUAUCAAGAAGUCAGGAUGAAGUAGGAAGAGAAUAUUACGCAAUAUUAAGAUUAGGUAUGAGGUCACCACAUACUCACAGAUCUUGUGGUAAGUAUCUGACAAAAUCAACAUAGAUUAUCCAUUGUCCAUUGAUGUUGAUGUAUCUUUCAUUGGGCGUCGACAUUUCAGCUAUAAUAAGUGUUAUUAUAACUUCUCAAGUAAAAUCAAUUUAGCAAUAAGUAAUCAAAUUGGUUUGUUACAGUAAAAGAAGAAAAAAAGGAAUCAAC